AUGAUUUGGAUUGGAAGAAACUCAUUGGACAUUGGACUUUGCACAGAUGGCGCACCUGCAAUGAUAGGUGUACGAUCGGGCUUAGCUAAAAAGCUCAAAAAAAAUCCACUAAUGACUUUGGACUCGGCUAUAAGGAUUGUAAACUACAUCAAGAGCAGCGCUUUGAACAGUCGGUUAUUUUAUUUUUGCGUGGAUCUCGAUUCUGAUCACAAAGUUCUUGUGUUCCAUACAGAAAUACGCUGGCUAUCCAAAGGCAACAUGUUGGCUCGCCUUUAUGAAUUGAAAGAAGAUGUAAUUCUUUUUCUUGAGUUCAGAGAAAAACACGAUUUCUUGACAAUGUUCAAAGAUGACACAUUUCAGUGGAGGUUGGCUUAUUUAACUGACAUAUUUGACUCCUUGAAUGAGCUAAACUUGAAACAUCAGGGCAGAAACAACACUAUAUAUAAUAAGCAAUUAUGA
Molecule: messenger RNA, 459 nt
Organism: Acanthoscelides obtectus
Lineage: Eukaryota; Metazoa; Arthropoda; Insecta; Coleoptera; Chrysomelidae
Source: the annotation of a GenBank genome assembly